AUGGUUUUUUCAUCCGAUUGGUCACAGCCUACAAAUUCAAACCAUCAUCAGCAUCAGCUUCACGAGAAUGGACUACUUUCUCAACAACUUCAACCUUGCCCACCAAACCCUAACCCUAACCACCACUAUGCUGCUGCCGCCAGUGGUCUUCCGGCGAGACUUGGUGGAUCCAUGGCUGAGAGAGCGAGGCAGGCCAAAUUUCCUCCACCUGAGGGAGCCCUAAAGUGUCCACGAUGCGACUCCAACAACACUAAGUUCUGUUACUACAACAACUACAACCUUACUCAGCCUCGUUACUUCUGCAAGGCUUGCCGCCGCUACUGGACACGUGGUGGUGCCCUGCGAAACGUCCCCGUGGGUGGAGGCUGCCGGAAGAAUAGCAAAAAGGGCAAAAAUAGUAACUCAAAAUCUUCAUCUUCCUUGUCUAAACAGUCUUCUUCCACGGUCAACGCUCCAAGUUCUAACUCAGGACAGCUAAGGACAAACCAUCAGUUCCCGUUUUUGCCAACUCUUCACAAUCUCACUCAACUAGGUGGUAUCGGUUUGAAUUUAGCUGCCACUAAUGGCAACAACCAAGCUCACCAGAUUGGUUCGAGUUUGAUGAAUGAUCUAGGGUUUCUUCACGUCAGAAAUGGAAACAUUCAUGACAACAUCAAUAACGGUGCAAUAAACAACCUGAUGGCGUCUGCUGGAUCGCUGAGUCACUUCGCUCUCUUUGAUCCAACGACGGGGCUACACGCUUUCCAGAACGAAGGUAAUAUCGGAAUAUCUUAUUCCUCUACUUCCAUGGUUGAUUCUAGUGCUUACCAGGCUCCCCCGGUGAAAAUGGAAGAACAAUCAAAUUUGGUUAACUUGUCUAGACCGGUCUCCGGUUUGACGCCCCCGGCGAAUCAAACAAAUAACCAGUACUUCUGGAACUGUUCGGGUAUCUCGGGUCCUUCUUCUAACGAUCAGUACCACCAACUCUUGUGAGAUUUUGUGUUAUCGUUAGUGUAUGUUACAACGAACGGUCAUGAUCAAAUGCAUGCAGAGUAUACGUGUGUGGGGCGAUAAUCGUGGAGACGUACUGAUACGUAAGGUAUCUUAAUUAGAGUUUAAGUUAAGAUCGUUACUUAUAUAUAAUCAGGUGCAUCAUCUAAUUAGUUUUGUAUUGUGUUGUUUCAUAAGGCUAAUCUGAUUCUGAAGUUGCUAUGUCUCUCAACAUAUAUAUUUCUGUCGUCUGUGUAACAGUCCAUUUUAUAU
Eruca vesicaria subsp. sativa (arugula) is the source of this 1242-nucleotide messenger RNA. NCBI's taxonomy places the organism in Eukaryota, Viridiplantae, Streptophyta, Magnoliopsida, Brassicales, Brassicaceae. The record is from the annotation of a GenBank genome assembly.